Molecule: messenger RNA, 738 nt
Organism: Guillardia theta CCMP2712
Lineage: Eukaryota; Cryptophyceae; Pyrenomonadales; Geminigeraceae
Exons: 3
Coding region: 1-738 (245 amino acids)
Source: RefSeq, a predicted model, not a curated record
AUGAAGGCCAGACCACUGCUUGCACUCAGGAUGCAGCAGAAUGAUAUGCCACCUUACAAUCAUUUUAUCCCGCAAAGGCCUAUCCCAAUAAUCUUCUCUUCCUUCUUUGUAGGGGAGGUUCCUACCUAUCCAGACAUUGUUGACUACAAGGACAAGAUUGAGGGCAAGUGCAUGAAGCAUGGCUAUGUCAAGAAGGGCAGUGUCAGUAUAAUAAAGAGGUCUGGUGAGAUAUGCAAUCCAUCUAUAGGAACAGUGUUGAGAAGCCGUAUUGUUGCAAUCAAUCAUACAGCAGCAAAGGCGGAAUAUACCUACAAUGGUGAUGUAAUCAUCGAAUUCUUAAUCCCAAGGAUCACGGCGGGCAUUGUUUCUGAGAUUGAUAUUGAUACUCUCAAGGUUGGUGACAUGGUCAAUGUAGAGGUGUAUGGUGGAAAGAAAUACAAAUUGAAUGAUACAUGCAUCAACAUAAUUGGGAAGAUAAUAAAGGAUGAUAAAGAGAUCAAUCAAGACUUUGUUUGUGAAAAGGAUGAAUACACCGAGGAAGAACCUAAAUAUGAGGAUGAAGAGAUCGAGCAAGAGGAAGAGGAUGAUGAUGAUGAUAAUAAGUCUGCAACCGAUGAUAAGGAUGAUGAUGAUAGUGAGAUCAACAAUGAUAUUGAUGCCGAUGAUGACAUUGAGCAAAUUGAUGAAUUUGAUGAUCUUCCAGAUGAGGCUGAUGAUAUUAACUUUGAUGAUGAUUAG